GGCACACCAACUCCCUCAUUUGCUCCUCCUCCUUUCACUUCUGCUGUCCUCUUUUUUGUUUGUUUCCCCUCUUCAGUUGUAUGUUCUUGUUAUCUUUUUCUUUUCUUCCUUAGUCGUGUGAAUUUCUUGAGUUACUUUUGAUUCCCCAACUUCUCUAUCAGAGGGAUGCGCGCUCUCUUUAUUCUCUCUCUGCAUAAGUGAUCGACCGCCCACUUGGUGUAACCUCCACACUGCGCGCCGUCUCCUCCGCACUUCCUCAACUCUCUCCGGAGGACCUCACGCUACAUGGCCCGGAAACUAAGUCACCAGAGGAUCACUUAUGUGCUCCCUCUGCCCGAUGUCCCCGGCGGUCAUCGCUUAGGGGUAAACGGCCUGGAAAUCGACCCAGACAACUCCAUCCUGUAUUCCGCUGGUCGCGAUGGUGUCAUCUGCUCAUGGGAUCUAAAUUUAUCGCUCAAUUCAUCAGCAUCUCCGACCUUAGGCGCUUCGAAACCGGCACCCACGACGUUCCGAAGUCAAGUCCAGGCGCACAGCCACUGGAUCAACGACAUUGUUUUAACCAAGAAUUACUCCGCCUUAGUCUCUGCAUCCUCCGAUACUACUGUGCGACUGUGGCGACCGCACUCCGAAUGUACGGAAGUCCCGGACCCGAUCGGAAAACAUACGGAUUAUGUGAAAGCUUUGGCUACACCGGGGAGUCAUUCUCCUUGGGUUGCGUCUGGAGGUCUGGAUCAUAAGGUCUCCCUAUGGGAUUUGAAUGGCGGUGGUGAGAUAUUAAACAUUGAUGCCUGCGGGGGAGAUAGCUCUGCCAAAGGUUCUGUGUAUGCUUUAGGGGCCGUGUCUUCCGUCAUCGCCAGCGGUGGCCCAGAAAGUGUAGUCAGAUUGUGGGAUCCAAAAUCCGGGAAGUUGAUCACCAAAUUUGUUGGACAUACAGAUAAUAUCCGGGACAUCCUGGUGAAUCGUGAUGGGGACACAAUCAUGACAGCAUCGUCUGACCAAACAGUCAAGAUCUGGUCGCUUACCGCAGGAAGAUGUAUGCACACAUUAACCAUGCACAAUGACAGUGUCUGGUCGCUUUAUUCGAAUCAUCCCCAGCUAUCUGUGUUUUAUUCUAGCGACCGGUCUGGCUUAGUGGCCAAGACUGACACACGAUAUUCACCAGAUAUUGAGCAGGGACUCUGCGUCGCAACAUUACAAGAACACGACGGAGUGGUCAAUGUCGUAGCAGCGGGAGACUACAUAUGGACUGCGACUCCAAAAUCGAGUAUUAACCGUUGGAAUGACGUCGACACCACUGCGGAUAUCGAGUCUCCAUCAUCGAGGGAGCGAGAAGGCACUUCAGGUGCUGAGACUCCUGCCCUGGAGAAAGCAUCGGCGGCAAAUAAACAACCAAAGAAAAUCCCGUAUGAGUCGGUUCUCCUGCUCUCGAGCACCUCGACUUUUCCCAAAACAAGGGUCCCAGAAAGCGCCCGGCCACACUCCACUGCAAAUCCACAGUCACCGUCAGCCGAGAUCGAGGACGAAUUGGGGCUUACGCUUCCCGUCCAUACGCUUCCAGAUGAGACAAUUGAGGGUCAACAUGGCUUAAUCAAAUAUUUCUUUUUGAAUGACAGAAAGCGUACAUUAACGCAAGAUUCUGCUGGUGAAGUGGUUCUCUGGGACCUCUUAAAGUGUAUACCGCUUCAGUCAUACGGCAAGCGUCAUAUAGAUGAUGUUGCGUCCGAGGUCAACACGACUGAGAGUAUUGCGAAUUGGUGCACAAUUGAUAUCCGAACUGGAAGACUAUCCGUGAUACUAGAACCAGGUCGCUGCUUCGAUGCCGAGGUCUACGCCGAUGAGCUGGACUUGCCAGAUUAUUCACAAAUUCGCGAUGACCAAAGGAUCAAUCUGGGCAAAUGGAUCUUGCGCUGGCUCUUUGCUCCUUUAAUAGAGGAAGAAUUGAAACGCGACUCUGAAUAUCGCACCGCUGCCAUAGCAAAGGCUGAGGAGCUCGCAAAGCUGAGCAUGUCAAAUACCUCCGCACCCAUGGAUAUACCGUUGGUAGAUGGUUCGAGAAAUUUUGCUACGUCUUUCGACCCAUCUAUAUCAUCUUUGCGUCUCGGGUAUGAAUCUAUGGGUAGCUCCUCGACCCCAGGGUUUGGGAUAGGGCUCGCCAACAGCCCCGGAUCUCUAGCGACACCAUUGCUUAACCCGAAUGUCGGUAAUAAUAGCCACCUUGGCACAUCACCCGGAGAAUUCACUGACUAUCUCACGUCUCAACCAACCCAUGAUAUGACUAGGAGCUCGCUGUCGGACAGGUCGAGUGACUAUCUCUCAUCACCUAGAAACCAUGGCCUACCUCCGUUAGAUACCGAUAAAGCAUUGCCUACACCGGGGGAGUCAACACCAACAGCUCUUCCACUAUCCCCGAUGGAGCCCGAUAAAGAGGAGCGGAAGAAAGGCAGUUCCUUGUUUGGGAAGAAGUUUCGGAUGGACUUCCCGAAGAAACUCGGGCGGACUUCAACAGAAGUCAAGCCUCAGAUUCAAGAGGAGAAAGUGGAGGAGUCCGACAAAUCUUCCACGAAGGAAGAGAAGGUGUUUGAAAACAACAUGAGUGGUUUCAUCGAACGCGUCCGCCAUGAAUACGAUGAAAAUCUCUCUGCACACCCAGAGCAAGAGCUGACGCCAGCCUUUGCCCCGAGCCCGGAGAGCGAAACCCCGGUAUUAGAUAUACCGGACCGUGUUUCAGUGCUGAUUCAGGAGGAAACCGGAGAAACGGCUGUAGCCUCGGACCUCUACAGAGGCAGUAUCGACAGUAUCAGAGACGAGGUUGAUAAGCUAGAGAAAUCAAUUCCUCUGUGGCUUGCUGAUCUGCUACUUAAGAACCAAGUACCUUUGAAAGAACCUGUCAAGAUUGCUUUCACGUUGAAACCGUAUGAUGAUCUUCUGCCACCUGUCGUCAAACCAGAGGUGAAUGCUACAAACGGCAACGCAACCAAUAAUCGCCUGAAUGCAAACCGCAUGCUGCGAGCAAAGAAAAUCCUUGCGUACGUGGCGGAGCGAAUCGAUCCGCCACACCCCGACGAGCCCGAAGAAGACGCUCUGAAGCCGGAAGAGUACUUGGAAUUGUACUGUCACAACAUGCUGAUACCCCCCAAUAUGACUCUGGCGACAAUUAGGACUCAUAUUUGGCGCUCAUCUGGUGAUAUGCUUCUCUGUUAUAAAGCUAACGGGAAGAAGGAGAUCCGAAUGCCUGGCUCUAACCUAGAGGAUGAUAAAGGCAACCAGAAUACACUUCCACCUGCCGAAGGAGAAGGGGGGAGUGCACCGCCAGCGAGUAUCCAUUCACAGACCCCGUCUGGGUCUGCCUCUGUGUCUAUUCAUAAUCCUUGAUUUGAGUGGAGCACUCUAUAUCUUAAUUCUGUGUGAUAUUAUUUCUAUGUACAGUGUUGGACAUAGCGCAGAUCCGAACAUGACCAUAAAGGCUUGUACUGUACGUAUAUACAUAGCGAACCCGGCACGAGAGCAGCGUAUGCGAAAGUAGAUCCUCGUUAUCGUAGUUAGGGUGUAUAAAUAUAAAUAUUGAAUCUCGGGAGCGAAGCG
Molecule: messenger RNA, 3582 nt
Organism: Aspergillus alliaceus
Lineage: Eukaryota; Fungi; Ascomycota; Eurotiomycetes; Eurotiales; Aspergillaceae
Product: WD repeat protein
Exons: 8
Coding region: 286-3372 (1028 amino acids)
Biological process (GO): double-strand break repair via homologous recombination; protein deubiquitination
Molecular function (GO): ubiquitin binding
Source: RefSeq, a predicted model, not a curated record